UUAGUUUAGUUGCGAGAGAAACUCCAAGUGUGUAAAUUACAACAAAUAUUUGUGAAGUGGAUUUAAAAAAAAUAAUUUUCUAACGCUUAAACUUAUAUAAAAAAGAAAUAGAACCAGUUGGCUCUUUUUAAUAACCAAAACAACUGAGAGAGCCACUGUAUAUUUGCAUUGUCAAAAAAAAGUGAUAAAUUAACGGGAGAAAGAAGAGAACAACGUACAAUUUUUGUUUUUGCAACGAAUAUUUGCCGCAGUUGGUCUAUUGAAGUAGCUCAGUGAGUGCAAGCGAACAAUCCCAUCCAACCAUUCAAGUGUGUGCAAAAAUUUUCUAUUCAUCGUGUGGUCUGUGCAAUUAUUUUUCUAGACGGAGGAAAUAUUGAAUUAAAUAAAUUUGAUUAAAAGUUAUUGUGCCACAAAAAGUGUUUGAGAAGAAGGACAAUAUGUUGCUGCAACGUAACAAAUUGGGAAGUGUACGUCCACCGAAACGUUGUCGCAGCGACAUGGAUUCAACAUCGGCCUCGGAUAUAGUUAUCAUACAUGGUAACUCUCAUCCUGAUUUGGCCAAUCUGGUGGCCGAACGAUUGGGCAUUAAAAGUGGCGGAUGUUCGGUAUUUCAUAAAACAAAUCGUGAGACCAUGGUCGAGAUAGGGGAUUCAGUGAGAGGAAAGGAUAUUUAUAUCAUACAAACAGGAACCAAAGAUGCCAAUAACAAUAUAAUGGAAUUGUUAAUUAUGGCCUAUGCUUGCAAGACCUCAUCGGCUCGUUCAAUUGUUGGUGUCAUUCCCUAUUUACCUUACUCGAAACAGUGCAAAAUGAGGAAACGUGGCUGCAUUGUCUCCAAAUUAUUGGCCAAAAUGAUGUGUACCUCAGGUUUGACACACAUCAUUACCAUGGACUUGCAUCAGAAAGAGAUUCAGGGAUUCUUUGAUAUUCCUGUGGACAAUUUAAGAGCUUCACCAUUUCUCUUGCAGUACAUACAAGAAAGUAUACCGGAUUAUCGUAACUCUGUAAUAGUGGCUCGUAAUCCCAAUUCAGCUAAAAAGGCCACUUCCUAUGCUGAACGUUUGCGUUUGGGCAUAGCCGUUAUACAUGGCGAACAAAAAGAAGCCGAAAGUGAUCAAGUCGAUGGUCGUUAUUCACCACCGCCCAAUAGUUCAUAUGAUGUAGCUGAUACAGUUGAAAUGUGCUUACCAGCGACUCCUAGUCGUACUCGUACAAUUUCUGUGUCAGUCGGUGUACCAGAACAUCCACAAAAAGUUAAGCCCCCUCUAAAUCUUGUGGGAGAUGUUAAUGGACGUAUUGCUAUAAUGGUGGACGAUUUAAUUGAUGAUGUUCAAUCGUUUGUAGCAGCUGCAGAUGUGCUAAAGGAAAAUGGUGCCUGUAAAAUUUACGUUUUGGCUACUCACGGUUUACUGAGCUCGGAUGCCCCGCGUUUAAUCGAGGAGUCGGCUAUCGAUGAAGUCGUUGUCACCAAUACCAUUCCACAUGAGGUGCAAAAAUUGCAAUGUCAUAAAAUCAAAACCAUUGACAUUUCCAUUUUAAUAGGCGAAGCAAUUCGCCGCAUACACAACAAAGAAUCCAUGUCCUAUCUCUUCCGCAAUGUAACAUUGGAGGAUUAAAGAUAAUAUUUUUGUUUUAAACACACACAAAUACAUAUUUUGAAAGAUGUA
Molecule: messenger RNA, 1667 nt
Organism: Stomoxys calcitrans (stable fly)
Lineage: Eukaryota; Metazoa; Arthropoda; Insecta; Diptera; Muscidae
Product: phosphoribosyl pyrophosphate synthase-associated protein 2
Exons: 9
Coding region: 438-1616 (392 amino acids)
Biological process (GO): 5-phosphoribose 1-diphosphate biosynthetic process; purine nucleotide biosynthetic process
Cellular component (GO): cytoplasm; ribose phosphate diphosphokinase complex
Molecular function (GO): ribose phosphate diphosphokinase activity; magnesium ion binding
Source: RefSeq, a predicted model, not a curated record